Molecule: messenger RNA, 1993 nt
Organism: Drosophila subpulchrella
Lineage: Eukaryota; Metazoa; Arthropoda; Insecta; Diptera; Drosophilidae
Gene: abs
Product: ATP-dependent RNA helicase abstrakt
Exons: 1
Coding region: 67-1926 (619 amino acids)
Biological process (GO): mRNA splicing, via spliceosome
Cellular component (GO): spliceosomal complex
Molecular function (GO): RNA binding; ATP binding; zinc ion binding
Source: RefSeq, a predicted model, not a curated record
CGCACCCCACGCACCGUGUCUUGUAUUUGUUUACAAGUAGGCGCAAACUAGAGCAAAUUGGCCGACAUGGCUCAGGCUAAGCGCUACCGAAGGUCCUCAAAGUCCUCCGAUGACGGAGACCAGGACAACGAGGAGUACGUGCCGUACGUGCCCGUGAAGGAGCGUAAGAAGCAGCACAUGAUGAAGCUGGGUCGAAUCGUCCAAUUGGCCGCGGAGACGUCGCAGCCAAAGUCCUCGAGCGAGAACGAGAACGAGGAUGACUCCCAGGGGGCGCACGAUGCAGAGACCUGGGGUCGCAAGUACAACAUUAGUCUGCUGGACCAGCACACGGAGCUAAAGAAGAUUGCGGAGGCCAAAAAGCUUAGCGCCGUGGAAAAACAGUUGCGCGAGGAAGAGAAGAUCAUGGAGAGCAUCGCCCAGCAGAAGGCGCUUAUGGGAGUGGCCGAGUUGGCCAAGGGCAUUCAGUACCAGGAGCCCAUCAAGACCUCCUGGCGUCCGCCUCGCUAUAUUCGGGUCACGUCGGAGGAUGAGCGCCAAGCCGUGCGACAGCAGUUGAGAAUCCUUGUGGAGGGCGAAAACCCAAGCCCACCUAUCCGCAGUUUUCGGGAAAUGAAGUUUCCCAAAGGAAUUCUAAACGGCCUGGCUGCUAAGGGUAUAAAGACCCCGACUCCGAUCCAGGUCCAAGGUCUGCCUACUGUGCUGGCGGGCCGCGACCUUAUUGGUAUUGCCUUUACCGGCUCUGGAAAGACUCUUGUCUUCGUGUUGCCCGUCAUUAUGUUUUCCCUGGAACAAGAGUACAGCCUGCCCUUCGAAAAGAAUGAGGGCCCCUAUGGGCUAAUCAUCUGCCCGUCCCGCGAGCUGGCCAAGCAAACGCAUGAGAUCAUACAACACUACAGCAAACAUCUUCAGGCGUGUGGCAUGCCUGAAGUACGUUCCUGCCUUGCAAUGGGCGGGCUACCGGUCACUGAGGCUCUGGACGUGAUUUCGCGUGGAGUACACAUUGUUGUAGCGACACCCGGACGUCUCAUGGACAUGCUGGACAAAAAGAUCCUUACGCUGGACAUGUGCCGCUACCUGUGCAUGGACGAGGCUGACCGUAUGAUUGACAUGGGUUUUGAGGAAGACGUUCGCACGAUAUUCUCCUUCUUUAAGGGACAGCGCCAGACGCUGCUGUUCUCGGCCACCAUGCCAAAAAAGAUCCAGAACUUUGCCCGCUCCGCCCUCGUGAAGCCAGUCACUAUCAAUGUUGGUCGCGCAGGUGCCGCGUCUAUGAACGUCACUCAACAAGUUGAGUACGUAAAGCAAGAGGCCAAGGUAGUUUAUUUGCUGGACUGCCUGCAAAAGACUGCACCGCCCGUUCUAAUUUUUGCGGAGAAAAAACAGGACGUGGACUGCAUACAUGAGUACCUGCUACUGAAAGGUGUGGAGGCGGUGGCCAUACACGGCGGAAAGGAUCAAGAGGAACGGUCAAGGGCCGUAGAUGCUUACCGCGUCGGCAAAAAAGAUGUGCUGGUAGCUACCGACGUGGCCUCGAAGGGUCUGGACUUCCCCAACGUGCAGCACGUCAUCAACUACGACAUGCCGGACGAUAUCGAAAACUAUGUACAUCGUAUUGGCCGCACAGGGCGCUCCAACACCAAGGGUUUAGCCACCACGAUGAUUAACAAGAUCACCGAGCAGUCUGUACUGCUCGACUUGAAGCACCUGCUCAUCGAAGGCAAGCAGGAGGUGCCUGACUUUUUGGACGAGCUGGCGCCGGAGGCCGAGCACCAGCAUUUGGACCUGGGCGAUUCCCAUGGCUGCACCUAUUGUGGCGGUCUGGGCCAUCGCAUCACAGAGUGCCCGAAGCUGGAGGCCGUUCAGAACAAGCAGGCUUCAAAUAUAGGACGUCGCGACUAUUUGUCAAAUACUGCUGCGGAUUACUAAACCAUUGCCGGCACCUAAUUGUAAGAAAACUACGACGCGGGAAUAAAUAGAUCAGUAUACACUCGAA